This is a messenger RNA of Ceraceosorus bombacis, 1844 nucleotides long. Lineage: Eukaryota; Fungi; Basidiomycota; Exobasidiomycetes; Ceraceosorales; Ceraceosoraceae. The record is from the annotation of a GenBank genome assembly.
AUGAGCCGCUCCAGCAACGUUAGACGGGAAGCACGUGAGUCUCUGCGUUCCUUGUGCGUCUCGUCACGAUCUCGACGCCGCGAGGAAGCGCACCUGAGCAAGAUGGGCUGACUCGUCGCAAUGUCCUCCGUCUCAUUCCGGAAAAAUGAUGCGUCGAGCAGCCUCGCAAUCAUUCGGCACGGAUGUGGUGCACCUGCAGUACGAUGUGGAUGCUCCUCCCCCCUUGGCGAGCCCAUCCCACGCCCGCUUCGUCAUUCUAUCAGAUACUCACAGCACUGAGCCAGAGGUUCCAGACGGAGUCAGUACCGUAGCGAUUACAGCCGUUGAUUUGAAGAUCGAGUUUCUGACGCACCUCCACCUCCCACAACCUGCAGGACGUGCUCAUGCACUGCGGCGAUUUGACAGACAUAGGCACGCAGCACUCCUUUGAGCGCUUUCUGGAUUGGUUCAGGUGGGUGGAACGCAGACUUGAGCGGGCGCGAUUGCAAGCGAGCUUGAGACAGUGAGCGCUAGCUGACGCCAGCACAUCGCAUACAUGUGCUCGUGCCUCAGGUCGCACCCACACCAAACAAAGAUAGCCAUCGCUGGCAAUCACGAUUUCGCCGCCGAUAACAAGACGGGCUGGUGAGUGGGCAAGACGCACCAAGAUUGUAAAGGAUAUGGCGAGCGCUACUUGGUCCCCCAAGCACUUGACUUACGCUCGAGAAUCCUUGCCGACACUUCCAAAAGGUACGAUCGGAAAGGCAGGUCGAUACACAGGCAGUUCAACGAGCCUCAAGCAGACACCGCGCGCGUCUCCGAGCUGCUGCGCGAGAAGAGAUCGGAUGGCUUUGUGUACUUGGAAGAUGAGAGGUAUAGCUUUUCGAUUGCGAGAGAGGGUAUACGAGAUAGAGUGUGGAACGUCUAUGGAAGUCCGGUGAGCAGCAAGCGUGGUGAGCCCUAGCGCCAGGUAUGGAGAGCACAGAUUGAGUUGAGCCCUCGCGCCGUCCCUACCGUCUUCUGGAGCAGUGGACACCCAAAUUUGGAGGCUGGGCUUGGAAUCACGAGCGAGGAGCGGAGGUGAGUUGCGUGUCGGGUCGUGAACAACCUUGACAUGAGGCAGGAUCAGCGAGGGGCUGAAAUAUCUCGGCCCCCUUCAUGCGGAUUGAUGGCAGGCAAAAAGUGAGCUCUCGGGGCGGCUAUGAUGCUCCAGCUGGGAUAGGUGUACAGUGAGACUGACUACUCUCACGCACUCUCUGGCCGCCAACAGAGCUUUAUGCGAAUGUACCAACAGACGUCGACUUGCUCUUGACGCAUGGGCCGCCCCAUGGUUUUGGUGACCUUGAUGUCAUCAGGUAUGGACGGUCACACGUGGGAUGCGAAGAGCUCACGCGGAAGUUGACUGCUGGCGAGCUAAGUCCCAGGAUCCAUGCUUUUGGGCACAUUCACGGUGAGCAAUUGGCUCCAUCACAGCCAUCCCCAUCGUAGGGUGUCUCGAGCUUACGUGACGGUUGCGUGGCGCAGAGGCGCGAGGUAUGUUCCGUCAACAGUGGCCUAGGGAGAAUCAUCGACCCCAUCACGAUAGACAUGCACCAAAUACUCUGUUCAUCAAUGCCGCCUUGGCUGAUAUGGACGCUGCGCGAUCCCAAGCGCAUCAGACGUGUGAGUGACGCGACUCGAUUGCACUCGAUGUAGCGCCUUGCUGACCCUCUGCCGCUUCUGAACGACCACUCGUGUAGUCAAGUAUCGAGUCCAGCAUCAGUAGGUCGUCCCAUCGUUGCUAACUUUCUACGACGCAAUCUCAUCGCUGUGUCUCCAAUCCCGAUUGCAGGCCCAUCAUCGUCGACUUGGAUUGCAGACUCUAG